ACAGGCUAGGCAGUCGCCCCCUUGCUGGAGGGCGGCCCAGAGUAGUAUAAGAAUAGGAACCUUGGAGGUUUCUCUGCAAUCUCGCAGGGAAGGCUCCACAGCUGUGUAUCAAUCUUUCUGGCAUACAUUAAAUAGUUAAACUGAGAAGGCUGCCGCCGGGUAAUUACUGUUAGCAUAGCAUUAAAGAUAAAGAACUGGGACAAUUUCUGACAGAACGUUCAACCAAUGGAUAGUCAUUUACUGAAUAGAAUAAGAGAAGUUGAAUUAAGAUGUGUCUAACGAAAUUACAUCAUGAAGAUGUGGGCGCUCAUGCAGCCUUAAGUGACAGCUCGAGCGCCCAAUGGCGAGGCUCAGAUUGGCCCUAGUCUUCUCGGGGGCGUGCCCAGUAGAUUACAGCCGCCGCAGAUCACAUCACAACACGUCACAAGCCAUCAGAACCAUUUGGACCAUCGACUCUUGUUGCCGGAUCCCCUUCUAAAACUGGAACCCGGUCGGACUCGUUUCUGGGGCUGCGACGGCCGCGAUCAUGGUUCGAACGGAACAAGCGUUCGAGUAUUUAUAAACCCGAUGGAGGCCGAGCAGGUUUCGGAUUCAGGUGUCGGACUGGAGUAAAAAACAAACAAACAAAAAAACACGAAGAGGGAAAAAAGGUCGUGUCUGUUGUACGUUUUGGGUCUUAAACGGAGCAGGAGGCGGAAUUAAAGACCCACUAUUCACUCCCUCUAAUCCGGUUCUGAGCCAUUUGGAUUUGGGAGGGCGCGCGUGAUCGGAGCCAGACGCAGCGUCAAGAUGCCGACGUCCCGGCCCGGUUCAGAAGCAGUGCCAGCGGACUUCUGGGUGGACGGCUCGCGCAGGGACGGGACGGUGGAGGAGUUCUACAUACUCGGCUCCGAAUUGGGCAGAGGCGCCACAUCUGUGGUGUAUCGCUGUGAAGAGAAAGAGAAGAAGAAGUCGUACGCCAUCAAAGUUCUCAAGAAGACGAUCGACAAGAAGAUCGUCCGCACGGAGAUCGGUGUCCUGCUGCGUCUUUCGCACCCCAACAUCAUCCAGCUGAAGGAGAUCUUCGAGACGGACACGGACAUCGCUCUGAUUCUGGAGCUGGUGACGGGAGGCGAGCUUUUUGACAGGAUUGUGGAGCGCGGCUACUACAGCGAGCGAGACGCUGCCCACGUCAUCAAACAGAUCCUGGAGGCCGUGGCGUACCUGCAUGAGAAUGGCGUGGUGCAUCGCGACCUCAAACCGGAGAACUUGCUCUAUGCCGACCUCUCGCUCCACGCGCCGCUCAAGAUCGCGGACUUUGGUCUUUCCAAAAUAAUCGAUGAGAGGGUGACCAUGAAGACUGUGUGCGGCACGCCCGGAUACUGUGCUCCUGAGAUUCUUCGAGGAAACGCUUACGGACCAGAAGUGGACAUGUGGUCAGUAGGCGUCAUCCUCUACAUCCUGCUGUGCGGGUUCGAGCCCUUCUUCGACGCACGAGGGGACCAGUACAUGUACACGCGCAUUCUCAACUGCGACUACGAGUUUGUCUCCCCUUGGUGGGACGACGUCUCGCUCAACGCCAAGGACCUGGUGAGCAAGCUGAUUGUGUUGGACCCGGGCAAGCGCCUGAGCGUGCACCAGGCCCUGCAGCACCCGUGGGUACUGGGCAAGGCGGCGCGCUUCUCACACAUGGACACGGCGCACAGGAAGCUGCAAGAGUUCAACGCCAGACGCAAGCUGAAGGCGGCCAUGAAGGCGGUGGUGGCGACCGGUAGGAUGCACGAGUCGUCUCGCCGCCGCACCGACAGCUGCGAGAUUCCCGCCACGCAGAGCAGUGUGGGGCAGGACCCGUCCCUCGAGUCGGCCACCCCCGACCCCAAAAAGGCCGCGCUCUCGGAGAAACAAAGGGAACAAAGUAGCCCUGUCCUUUCUCGCAAGCAGGACGCCGCGCCCGCCCCGACUAGGCCGCCGCUCCGGGCCGACGCCCAGCGGCAGGCCAGAUCGGCGGUGGCCCCGCCCAGGCCGCCCAAGAAGAGCUACUCGGCGGGCCAAACAGCCACCGGGAACCGGGCCGAGCCCCCUGGCCCUGACAGCCUCAGCAACGGCUUAACGGCAGGGGUGGAGCCCGAUGCAAAGACCGACCACGGCCAAUGAACUCUUUCCAGAGACGCUAACGGUGCGGAAUGGUGUUAGCUUGUGAAUAUUGACAAAUAAUUCCAAACUGACUUUUACUGACAAGUGCAUGAAACCCUGCGGCUCGCAUGCCAGCUAAUAUGCUAAGGUCUGAAAUGUGAAGUUGUCAAUCUGUUUACACUCUCUCUGUUUUUCAAGUAAAGCUAAGAUGACUUUUUUAAUAACUAAGAUAUUUUAUGCUUGAAAGAUUCUUGUUCUCAUGCAUUAGCAAGGUUGCACGUUUACGCCGACUACCUUUUUUUGCUCGUGUUUGCGCCACCUAGGAAACACCCUCAUGUUAGCUUAGCUCGGCAUCAACGGCAACAGGAGCGUUCCAACCGGAAGUCCACAAUUGAGCAAUGCUCCGUUUGUGUCGUCACGUUCAAAUAAAACCGAGAUGUGUGCCUGCAUCACUUGGUGAUGACUUCCACCUUUGUCAUUGAUUUAGCUUAACAGUCCAUGUGUAAGCUAAGCUAUGUGAAUGGCGGAGAUGUUCAGAUGACAGCUUCCUGUUUGCUUUUGGGUGGGCGGGGCUUAGAAUAAUUAGUGUCCUUGUGUUUGUCGUGUUGAUGCAGACAGAAAAUGACAUCAUCAGACCUCAGUAAAGUUUCGUCACUCCAAGUGUU
Molecule: messenger RNA, 2777 nt
Organism: Syngnathus acus (greater pipefish)
Lineage: Eukaryota; Metazoa; Chordata; Actinopteri; Syngnathiformes; Syngnathidae
Product: calcium/calmodulin-dependent protein kinase type IV
Exons: 11
Coding region: 790-2133 (447 amino acids)
Biological process (GO): protein phosphorylation
Molecular function (GO): calcium/calmodulin-dependent protein kinase activity; ATP binding; calmodulin binding
Source: RefSeq, a predicted model, not a curated record